Messenger RNA from Cuscuta campestris, 4727 nucleotides. NCBI's taxonomy places the organism in Eukaryota, Viridiplantae, Streptophyta, Magnoliopsida, Solanales, Convolvulaceae. The record is from the annotation of a GenBank genome assembly.
AAGCCAAUCAUUCAACGCCUCUUUCUACGAAGCUUUCCUUCCAUAUCGCUUCCUGCCUUAUCCCCUCUCUGCGCAUCUUCUCCACAACCAGCGUCGCCGCCGUCUUUUAUCUUCUUCCAAUUAAUCUCUCUCCGCCGCCGAUUCAAUCAUUCGGUAAGCCGCUUCCGAUCUCAACCUCGUUUGGUGGAGAAUUAUUUACAGCCUUAGCUUCCUAGGGUUUCUGUCUGCCUCCGUCGUCUUUUUUUUUGUCUUGUUUUGAUUGGUUCAGUGAGAUUGAGAUCCGUGGGGGGAAAAUAGAAGCACAUAGUCUGGCUGGUCUUCUGUGCUUGUUUGGUUCUAAUUUCGAUAUCAAGACCCCUUUUUUGUUCAAUUUGCUGGGUCCGUUUAGGGUUUGGUCGAGGAAGAGGGUUUGUUGCAAUUUUCGUGCCUUUGAGAUCUAGGGUUUUUGGGUUUUGUGGUAGGUUUUAGGGGUUUUUUCUUACCUAGGCUUCCAUAUGGCUGCUGGAAGGCACGGAGGUUACAUAGACAAUGAGUUCAGGAACCGGGAGUCAGAUUUGGAUGUGCCACUGAGGGAUUUUGGGUAUUCCAAGAUGGAUUAUGAUAAAGCUAGAGAUGCCGAUCUGGAGUAUGAUAGGUUUCCUGUUCCUGACCGGAAUAUCCGAAAUGGGAAAAGAGUCAGAAAGAAGGAUAUAAAAGAAAAGGAAUUGACGAAUGGGGAACGUCAUUCUGUGUCUAGUAGGAGUGACUCAGGUAGCAGUGAAGGUGGUGGUAGUGCUGGUGGGCCCGAGAGACCUGGAUUUGCAGCCAAGGAUUUUGACCGAGAACCUGGUGAGCUGUUUAGUGAAAGCAGUUCUGAUGGAACAAUGGACAUAGAUUCAGAGUUGAAAGGUGGGGAGGCUAAAAAACUGGUCAAUGGAAACAAGUCACCUCUUCUGAGUAAGAAAAGGAAAUUCUCUCCGAUCAUUUGGGAUAGAGAUGAUAAGGAAGUGGCUAGAACAGUGAUGACAACCAGUGUACAUCCUACAUCUAACCGUCCCCGUAAUCCUCCCGAGAUAAAGUUUGAUCACACACCUAAACCUCAUCAGAAUUGCAAUCCACAGUAUUCUCCUAUGACAGAGAGUAGGGUUCAGCAGUCACCUGUUCAUCCUGCUCAUCCAAAUAGUUCUCCUGGAACUCAAUCACUUGCUAAUGUAGCUUUGAUCUCCACUCAUGGAGGAUUGGGCAGUGAACAAAGGGUGCAGGAAUUUCAAGAUGAUGAGUAUGUACCCACUCGAACCAUAAGGUAUUCACGGUGGGCUACUGACGCUAAUUCCCCAGCUGAUGAAGGUGAAAUAUCAAAUGAUGAUCAAAUUCCCUUACCAAAGAGGAGGAAGUCAGCUUCCGAGUUCAUAGAACGUAAAGGAAACUCUAAAACCCUAACUCCAGAUCUGUCAGAGUUCAGGAGAGAUUCUGAAGGAACCAGGACUAGGUCAUCUGGGUCUGAGGAGCGUGUAAGGUCUUCCAGUAGGGAUAGCUAUGCUGAUAAUGAUGAAAACAACUGUGAUCACAGGGGUGCUAGCAAGGACCGGGAUGAUAACGACACUAGCUCUAGCCACUCAGAUACAGAAUCUGAAGACCACAUGGACUCACCUGGUACACCAGACCCUGCACCCCCGUUGCAAAGAACUGUGAACAUGCUUCAAGGAUGUAGGAGUGUUGAUGAAUUUGAAAGGCUCAACAAGAUAGAUGAAGGCACCUAUGGCGUAGUCUACAGGGCUAGGGAUAAGAAGUCUGGAGAAAUUGUUGCUUUGAAAAAGGUUAAGAUGGAGAAAGAGAGAGAAGGAUUUCCUUUGACUUCUCUAAGGGAGAUAAAUAUUCUCCUUUCAUUUCAUCAUGCCUCUAUUGUUGACGUUAAGGAAGUAGUUGUUGGGGACAAAAUUGAUAACAUUUACAUGGUGAUGGAAUAUAUGGAACAUGACCUCAAGGCAUUAAUGGAAACAAUGAAGCAGCCAUUUAGCCAGAGUGAAGUAAAAUGCCUUAUGAUCCAGCUUUUGGAGGGGAUUAAGUAUCUUCAUGAUAAUUGGGUUCUUCAUCGUGAUUUAAAGACAUCAAAUUUGCUUCUAAAUAACCGUGGUGAGUUAAAAAUUUGUGAUUUUGGGUUGGCCCGGCAAUACGGAAGCCCUCUGAAACCCUAUACUCAGUUGGUGGUUACUUUGUGGUACAGGGCACCAGAGCUGUUAUUGGGAGCCAAGCAAUAUUCAACAGCAAUCGAUAUGUGGUCGUUGGGUUGUAUUAUGGCUGAAUUGUUGUCCAAAGAACCUUUAUUCAACGGGAAAUCAGAGAUCGAACAGCUUGAUAAGAUUUAUAAAAUCCUUGGCACACCCAACGAAACAAUAUGGCCUGGAUUUUCUAAACUUCCAGGUCUCAAGAUCAGCUUUGUGAAGCACCAGUAUAACCUGUUGCGCAAGAAGUUUCCAGCAACCUCCUUCACAGGAUCACCAGUACUUUCUGAUGCUGGCUUUGACUUGUUAAACAAGCUCUUGACUUAUGACCCUGAGAAGCGCAUAACUGCCGAAGCAGCUCUCAACCAUGAGUGGUUUCGUGAAGUUCCCCUUCCCAAGUCUAAAGAAUUUAUGCCCACAUUUCCAGCACAGCAUGCUCAGGACAGGCGGAUGAGAAGAGUAUAUAAGAGCCCAGAUCCUCUGGAGGAGUUGCGUAGGAAAGAGUUGCAACAAGGUGAUUUAGGAAAUGGUGGGUUGUUUGGUUAAGAAAAUCCAGCAUUGCUCAUCUGUAAUGUUUGAGAUUCUCUUCCUGCAAUACUUGUUGGAUUGAAAUGGUUGAGGUGAGAGAGUCCAUCUCUACUGAAAGGACUUGUUUGUGAGAAGAUCAAUCAUGCUGUUUUUUAGCAGGCACUUUUUUACAAGAUAGGUGGAGAAAGGAUUCUUUUGGCACAGUAUUGCAGAUAUGUUGCAUGUGGGCUUAAAACAAACCUCAUCAGACUGCUUGCCUUACUGGGUAGUAUGCUGGGCCAUAAUAUACCAACCGGGUUUGAUUGUGUCCCGUGUAUGUAACAUAUUUUUUAUUUGCAAAUUGGGAACAAUUUCUGACGUUGGUUCUUAAUAGAAGUUAUGAAAUUUUAAUGUGUUACUAUAUUUAAUGGAUCUUGGUAAUUUUACUUUUUAUCCAUUUUGAUCUUCAAAUUAUGUUUGCAAGAGGUGGUGUAAAGCAGACACGGUGUACUAUCAUUUUUCAUUCACGAAGACAUAGACAGAAAGUAAUGAAACAUUCCAAGAAAUGUUCAGUUUUACUUUUUAUCAGUCAAACUUCCAGAAUCUGCUGGAUCAACAGCUGGUUUACUCAUGCAUCAUCUUCUGCAUUACUUCACAUGUUGAGUAUCAAGCAAAGGAGUGUGGACAGAUAUGUUCAUUGUCUGUCAAGUAUCAAGCUCAACAAGGUAUCUCUUUCAGCACAUCAUAUUAGUUCUGUACUUCUGAGCCACUCGUGGAUAUAGCCUUCCCAUCGUUAAGAGGAUUACUAUUAUGUUCUUUGGCAUGAUGUCUGAUGAUCUUAUAUGUGGCGCAUUUGAAAGAGACAAGUGCCCCUUAGUUCAAGUUUGUGCACUCUGCCCUCAUUCAUACACUUGCCCAAACUGAACAUUGAUUGUUGUGUGUGGCAAAGAAAAAAUCACUCGAACAACCUUUUUUGAGAGACUUAAGUUUUGCUUAUUGAAAGUGCUUUUGUUCUCACAAACAUUUUUACACUUCACUAUGUCCAGGAGAAAUUGCACUCUUUACUCGUUUAAGCCAAAGUAUUGGACUUAUCUUUUCUAGGUCUGCAAACACAUAAUUUCGAACGAGAAAAUAAUUGAGGAUAUAUUCUACAAAAGCAAAAGCUUUACACUAUGCUUGGUUCAAUGAAUUUGGAAGGAAAAGAAAAGUGGUUUUCUUUCAUUUUGCUCACCAAAAUGAAAGGAAUUUGGUUUUCCUUUCCCUUUGUACAAUUUGCCUUCUCAUUUUAUUCUCUUUCCACUUUUCUUUUCUUUUCUUUUCAUCUCUAACCAAACAAGAUAACUGUUUUCCAUCUCAUUUUCUUUUCUUAAUACCUUUCAAAUCCUUGAACCAAACACUGUACACUAAAUGUUUUUUAUUAUCGAAAGCUCCCAUUUUACCACUAAUCAUGUACAUGCCCUUUUAGUAUUUGUUGCAUCUUUGGUUACACAGUCGCACAGACACGUAGUCAAAUGCAGUGAAGUAAAUGUUCGGAAGUUUAUAGAUGUGGGAAAAUAAAGCACUAAUAAGAGCCACAGAUUGUUGGGCAACAAAUUUUGAGGACUUUUGGUAGGCAUUGGAAAGUGCACUGUGGUCUCUUAGUGGCAUCAUCACCUGAUGGGAUUGCCAGCUUGCCUGAGAAGAAGAACAUCAUACUCACAAGAUAGGCAUGGACUUCCCCACAGUGUGAUUCUCGGUGCUCGUUAAAAACGAAUGCCCAUCAUAUUGCCCGAAGGCCAAGUUGUCGUAAAAUGGUACUCUAGUACAUUGUCGUGGUAAGUAAAUGGAAAACAUUACUUUAACCCCGAAGAUGAAAUCAAUGAUGCACCACCACCGGUUAUCAUGCAUGGAUGCAAUUAAUCAAUGAUCCUUUGGCGUGAUGUUUGUUUUGUAAAUGACUGAUUAGUUAGGUCAUUUUCGAAUCCCUUUAUCGCCCUAUUGACUGAUCUAGCUGGAACUAAAAAAAAGCCUUCAUAACCU